UACACCAUUCGAAUAUCGAAACGGUUGGUUGGGUGUAGUGUGUGCGUACCGGUAAAACCACAUUUUUUUGGGGCGUCGAUAUUUCCAUUCGGCGCAAAAUACGGAGUUCGUCAUGUCGAGACUUUAAAAGAUUCGCCGUCCCCACUUCCAAUAAAGGAUAUACCGAAGUACUGUUUGUCAUGGCUGAUUAUGAUUAUGAUGUAGGCCCUGAAGGAGAAGAGGAUUUCUACCCAGAUUUUUACCCAGAUAACUAUGCUCUUGCAGAUGAAGAUAAACUGUCACCAUGGAACGAACAGGAAGGCCUUCCUCCCAUGUCUCUGUAUCAGCUGUACUAUAGCUGCAUCUACCCAACCAUAAGUGAUGGUUUAAAUCAUAUUUUCAAGGCAGUGGCUUGGUGUGUAGUGUACAGGAUAACAACACAAACUGUGAAGAUUCCCCAGCAGUUGAGCCAUAUUGUAUCAAUCGCCUGUGGUUCAAUGGUCAUGUACCAUUUCUUUGGCCAUCAUUUGUUUUACAUGCUAGCACAAGGAGUGAUUGCAUACUUGUCACUAGUUGCUUCCUCCAAUAAGUCCAAGAAAAGCAAUGGGUGGAUGUGCAUGUUGAUGUGCAUUUCAUUUCUUUUGAUAUGCGAACUUUUUAUCGUCGAGGCUGUGCAUUGGCAUAUGAUUCGAGCUGCGCAGAUGCUUGUGGCCAUGAGAGCCAUAUCAAUUGGUUUCCAGUUGGAUGAAAAUGUCUUACCAAACUUACCCAAGCCCUUGCCUUAUUUUGGGUACCUGUAUAAUGUGGGAACUGUGUCAUUUGGACCUUGGAUCCCAUAUAAAGAUUAUCUGAACAUUGAAAAUCGCAAUCGUUGUCUUGGAAGAUGUAUCGUUAAUAUUCUCCAGGCAUUUGUACUGUCGCUACUCUUUCUAACAAUAUCAGCUUGCUUUACGCUUUGGCUGAUACCAUCUGGGUCAUCCAAGUGGUUUUUGGCUUAUCGUGACGCAAUGUCAUUCCGAAGUAGCCACUAUUUCGUUUCGUAUUUGUCAGAGCUCACUGCGUUAGCAGCCGGAAUAGACACUUCCCAGACAGGCCGAUGGAGCGUGACAGUAACCAGGCCAUGGCACAUUGAAUUGCCGCGUUCUUUGGUUGAAGUCGUAAUUCAUUGGAAUGUCCCUAUGCAUACUUGGCUUAAAACCUAUGUUUUCCGUGUCGCUCGACCAUAUGGAACAUUUGUUGCUAUCCUCGGAACUUAUGGCUUGAGCGCGCUUCUUCAUGGGCUAAAUUUUCAGCUAGCGGCUGUACUUUUGUCCCUCGGAUUCUAUACAUAUACCGAACAUGCCAUUCGCCAGAAAUUUGCAUCUGUCUUUAGUGCUUGUAUUCAAGCUCGAAAAUGUGGUUCGAAUUGUGGACACCAGUGGAAAGAGAGUCACUGGGUUGUAAGAAUUAGCAAUUUUUGUUUUAGUUUAUUGGCUAUGUUCCAUUUAGCUUAUUUGGGACUUAUGUUCGAUUCCUCCAAACUGCAAGAAGAGGGCUAUAGCUGGUUGCAUGCCAUUAAAAAGUGGAAAUGGCUGAAUUUUUCGAGCCAUUGGAUCAUUGUGAGCACUUUCGCUUUUAAUUAUUUAAUUUAAAUCUUGUGUAAUUUCAAAAGCAACUGCAAAUCAUUCUGAAAUAACCAUCCGUCCAAUAUUUUGAAACACUGCAAACUUGAUAAUCC
Daphnia carinata is the source of this 1696-nucleotide messenger RNA. RefSeq names its product protein-serine O-palmitoleoyltransferase porcupine-like (gene por). Gene Ontology annotation, cellular component: membrane; endoplasmic reticulum. Lineage: Eukaryota; Metazoa; Arthropoda; Branchiopoda; Diplostraca; Daphniidae. Gene Ontology annotation, biological process: Wnt protein secretion; lipid modification; protein palmitoylation. The coding region runs from base 180 to 1610 and encodes 476 amino acids. The record is from RefSeq and is a predicted model, not a curated record. Gene Ontology annotation, molecular function: Wnt-protein binding; palmitoleoyltransferase activity. The transcript has 9 exons.